AUGUUCGAGCUCCCAGACGCAAAGAGGGUGAGGAGAGAAGACCUCGGGGGGUCCGACUCCGAAGAUGAGGCGCCGAGCCGCGACGAAGGGCAGGACGCGGAGCUGCUCGCCAAGCUGCACGCUCGUAUGGCGGGCAUGCUCGAUCUAGGCAGCAUCGAACAACCAGCGCCGACGCCGAAGAAGAAGACGACACAAGUACCACCGGCGACGAAGACGACGGCGGCUUCUUCCGAUGACAGCAGCGACGACGACGACGAGGUGGCUGAAGACAAGGAUGCGGAGAUGACCGAGGCUGUCGCCGCGGAGCCCGAGGAGUUCGAGUUCCGGCUGUUCUCGACGGCGCCGGCGACCAAGAUUGCGCUUGUGGACGAGGACGAGCUCGCGUUUGAGGGGGAGGGCGACAUGGUUCGCAAGAGGCCGCUGUCAUACUACCUCGCUUUGGAGGCGACGCCCGAGGAGCAGGCGGGGUUCGAAGAGGCCGCCGUGUCGGGUGAAGACGUGCUGGAGAGGGCGAAGCAGCGGUGGUGGGGGAUGGAGACGCCGUGGCGGGUGAUCAGGGUCGAGACAGGAGCGAAGAAGGGCGACACGACGACAUCGAAGAAGGACGGGGAGAGCGAGGAAGCGGCGGCGAGGAGAAGGAGGCCUGGGAAGAGGAAGAGGAUUGCGUUGAGGAUGAAAGAGAGGGAGAAGAAAAAGAAGGCUGAGGAAGAGGAGAAGGCUAAGAUGGGCAAGGAGGAGGCGUUGAAGGAGAAGAAGAAGAGGAUCAAUCGCCUGAAGAAGUUGAGGAAGAGGAAGAAGGAUAAGGAGGCGAAGCAGGGUGGUGCUGCUGCUGCUGGAGAUGGUGCGGAUGCAGAGGACUCCGGUGAGGGGUCUGAAGGGGAUGAUGAGUAG
This is a messenger RNA of Colletotrichum karsti, 891 nucleotides long. RefSeq lists its product as uncharacterized. Lineage: Eukaryota; Fungi; Ascomycota; Sordariomycetes; Glomerellales; Glomerellaceae. Bases 1 to 891 code for a protein of 296 amino acids. The record is from RefSeq and is a predicted model, not a curated record. The transcript is spliced from 2 exons.